Mugil cephalus (flathead mullet) is the source of this 1381-nucleotide messenger RNA. It is a transcript of the gene tmem42a, whose product is annotated as transmembrane protein 42a. Bases 55 to 507 code for a protein of 150 amino acids. The transcript has 3 exons. The record is from RefSeq and is a predicted model, not a curated record. Lineage: Eukaryota; Metazoa; Chordata; Actinopteri; Mugiliformes; Mugilidae.
CGACAAUCAACUGGAAGUGUCAGACUCAGGGAAAGAGUAUUGGGGUCCUCGGAGAUGGUUUCGGGGUCUUUUUACGCGUUGAUAGCGGGGUUCCUGGGAGCUGCUGCCUCUUUGUCCGCCAAGCUGUCGCUCGGUGCGGACUAUCUGAGAGAAAUGUGUGAGUCGGGACUGAGCGGCUGGACUGAAACGCACCGUGGAUCUCCUACCUGUGACUGGCUCCACAUCCCCCUGCGGCUGCUGUGUGGAGGCCUGCUGUUCACCUGUAACGCCGUCAUGUGGACCUUCUUCUCCAAGGCUCUGAGACACUGCUCCUCUUCAGCCAGGGCCACGGUCACUACCACUGCCUCCAACUUCAUCUCCUCUGCUGUGCUGGGGAGGCUGAUCUUUGGAGAGAGCCAUGCAACGCUGUGGUGGGUUGGCAUCUCUCUCACUCUGUGUGGACUCCUGCUGCUCCACGGUUCCACGCCUCAGACGCCCGCGCAGGAGGAGAAGAAAAAGGACAAGUGAUGAAUCGUUUGGCUUCUCGCGAGACUGAUGCACGGGAUCUGAAGUUGAAAAGUUGGGACACGUACUGGACUUUCUAAAGCACACAGAAGUGCAAAUGUUGGUGAUAAAGCCUGUUUUCUUGGAGAUUGCUUGCUGCAUCCUUCAGAACCUACUGGAGAUUAGUAGGUUUGGAUCGCAGUCAGAGUCUUCUCACCAGAACUUCUGUGCAUGUCCCAGAGUAACAGUGAGGGGUUAAUGUGCGUUACUGGAUAUUUACUGCCACCUCGUGGGAAUUUGAAGAAUAACUUCUAGACUACUACACACACUUAACAUCAAAUCUAAAGAAAAAUAAAGGGGAUAUUGAUUGCUACUGAAACCUAAAACAGACUAAAGGAAGCAGAGCAUUCCCCGCCCAGGAAAAAAUGAGAGAAUGAUUUAAAAACUUGCCGUCGUUCAGUCUGAACAGACAAUAAACGCAGGACGUUUAUUUCUGAAAAUGGCUGUGACGGAGCUGCCAGUGAAGUGCAGUUUUCUCUGAUCAGAAUGUAAUUUUUUUAAGCAUGUAGCUUUGUCUUUUAUUCUCUAAUCAUGAUUAUCCAAACACUGGACUAAUGUAUGGAACAAGAGCACAUAUGAUCUGAUGUACUGUAUGUAUGGACCAUUGGAUUGUUUUGUUGGAAUGUCCACUGCCUUGAAACACACAAGGUUAAUCAAUACCAUUUUUUUUUAAGCUUCUGCUUCAUAUGUACAUGUAUGUCAUAGCUCUGUUCCCUUUGUGGACGCGUGAGAAAUGCAAGUACGUGUCACAGAGACCAGAAGAGCUGUGACUGAUCUGAAAUUCAUUUCCUCCUCCGUGUACCUCAGUGGGCGGAUAAACACUCCUACACACCAUCUA